This is a messenger RNA of Erigeron canadensis, 4743 nucleotides long. Its product is annotated as transcriptional elongation regulator MINIYO. The coding region runs from base 70 to 4620 and encodes 1516 amino acids. The record is from RefSeq and is a predicted model, not a curated record. Lineage: Eukaryota; Viridiplantae; Streptophyta; Magnoliopsida; Asterales; Asteraceae. The transcript has 11 exons.
ACCCUCGCAGUCCCGGAACUCUUCCGACGAUCAUCUUUCCUCUCCUUAUCAUAAUAACAAUAAAAAAAAAUGAAGAAAACAGCCACUAAAAAAGGGGAAAAACCCAAUAACAGUUACAGUAAGAAGAUGCCUUCAUUUGGAGGUGAAAAGGACGCAGCUUCACUUGUAAUGGGAGGUAUUGUCGAAAAAGAAUUUAACCAGACGGUUUCGCAACCGCAGCUCACUGUUCUUCCAUUCCCGGUUGCUCGACACCGUUCGCACGGGCCUCAUUGGGCUCCGAGAAGUAGAAAUUUGAGGACUAAUGGGAAAGAUGAGGAAGAUGAUGAUGAUGGAGAAGAUGAAGAAGAUCUUACUAACUUUGAUCUGGUCGCGGCUGAUGCUAAACCUAUAAAAAGGAAACAGAAGAAAGGUUUGGAUAUUAGUGAGUGGAAAGAGCUUAUGAAUGGUGGUGAAACUAAAUAUGCGCAUAAUGUCAAAGAAGAGAAGUUUGAUGGUAAUGGAAAACCACGUGAUGUGAAGAAGGGAUCAAGCAGCACAAAAUUAGAAGUAGCAAAGAGCCAUGAGGAUAUGAUAUGUGAUGUUGGUAUCAACGAUUCCCUGCGUAUUUUUGACCAUGGUAUGCAGACAGCCAAGAAGGCAGAGAACAUAUCUGAAAAUGUGAAGGUGGAAGUUCAGAAAGAGGUUAAGGUAGAUAUGGGCGACUUAAAUAAGCACACAUCACGUAUGACUAGAGGUCUAGACAUUGAGAAGGGUUCUACAAGUAUAGAGAGUGAGAUCGAUGCUGAAAAUCGUGCUCGGUUGGAGAAAAUGUCUACUGACGAGAUUGCAGAGGCUCAGGCUGAGAUAAUGAAGAAGAUGAAUCCAGAAUUGAUAAAGAUAUUGCAAAAGAGGGGGCAGAGCAAGAUGGCUAGGAAAAGUUCUAUUAACUCUGGUGCCAUUGGUUCUUUUGCUGAAGCGGUUCAGGACAAAUAUGAGAAAGAAUCGAUUGUUGAUGAUGGUCAGAACAGGGUUAUAACAAACCCCUUUCAUAGACAAACGGGGUUAGAGAGUAAAGAGAUGCCAGAAGUUAAGUCAUCUGCUAGCAGUUUGUGGGACAUCUGGAGCACAAAUGUCGAGGCCACAAGGGAUUUAAGAUUUUCUUUGGAAGGAGACGUUAUUAACAAAUAUGGUCAGUUUCCAGGUGAUACAAAUGCUGUGGUUAGUUAUGCUCCUGAAAAUGCUUCAGAACGUGACUUUCUUAGAACUGAGGGUGACCCUGCUGCUCUUGGUUACACUAUUAAAGAAGCAUUGGCUCUCACUAGAAGCGUGGUUCCUGGACAACGGGCGCUUGCUUUGCAUCUUCUGGCGGCUGUUCUUUAUAAAGCACAAAAUAAUAUCUUUGGAAACCAGAAAGGUUUGACUUUGAAGUUCAGCAAUCAGAGUAAUGAUGUUGACUGGGAGGCUCUUUGGGCUUUUGCAUUAGGUCCAGAACCCGAACUUGCUUUAUCACUCAGGAUGUGUCUUGAUGAUAACCAUAACUCUGUGGUUACUGGUUGUGCAAGAGUGAUUCAGUGUGUCCUGAGCUAUGAAUUAAAUGAGCUGUUUUUUGAUAUCUCUGAGAAAACUGGAAUGUAUGAUAAGGAUGUCUAUACAGCCCCCAUAUUUAGAAGUAGACCCAAGAUUGAAGUUGGUUUUCUUCAUGGCGGCUUUUGGAAAUACAACACAAAACCAUCCAAUAUUUUUCCUUUUGAUAAGAUUAUGAGGGAUGACGAGGCUGAAGAUGAACAUACUAUUAAGGAUGACAUUGUGGUUGCUACACAGGAUAUUGCCGCUGGUUUAGUUAGAAUGGGUAUCCUUCCAAGAAUACGUUAUCUAUUGGAGUCUGAUCCUUCAGCAGCUUUGGAAGAAAGCCUAUUUAACAUAAUGCUUGCAAUAGCAAGGCAUUCCCCUACAUGUGCAGAUGCAAUCAUGAAAUGUGAUAGGCUCCUUCAAGUCAUUGUCCAGAGGUUCACAACAAAAGACCAAAUGGAUGUUGAUUUUUCAAAGAUAAAGUCUGUUAUCCUUAUAAAGGUACUGGCUCGAUCAGAGAGAAAAAGAUGCAUAGAAUUUGUGAACAAUGGAAUAUUCCGAAAGUUGACGUGGCAUUUGUAUCGCUGUGCAUUUUCUCUUGAUGACUGGAGGAAUAUCAAAGCAGAUAAAUUUAAACUUUUAUCAUCGUUACUGGUGGAACAGUUACGCUUGUGGAAGGUCUGCAUCCAGUACGGCUAUUGUGUCUCUGACUUUUCAGACCUGUUUCCUGUUCUUUACAUUUGGUUAGAUGUUCCCAUAUUUGACCAACUAACUGAAAAAAAGAUUCUUCCUGAAUUCGCCGCCAUUACUAAAGAAGCAUAUCUGGUCCUCGAGGCCUUGACUAGAACACUCCCAAACUUUUACUCAAAAUCUCACAAGGUUGACCAGUCUACAGAAGAUCCCAUGAACGACAUGGAUACUUGGCGAUGGACCCAUGUCGGUCCCAUGAUUGAUUUAGCUCUUAAGUGGGUAUCACUGAAAACUGAGCCAUAUCUAUCUAGCUUAUUUUCCAAAGGAAUAAAGAAAGAAGGAAUGACUUCGCUGUUAUGGGUAAUAUCGUCAGUUAUGCAAUUUCUUUUUGGUGUUCUCAAAAGCGUGGUUCCAGAGGAUAGCUCCAUUAUUAUAUGUGGAAAUCUUCCAUGGCUACCUGAAUUUGUCCCAAAGAUUGGACUUCAAAUAAUCAAAAACGGGCUUCUGAGUUCUCCCCAAGUGAGCGAACGUGGUUCGUUCCUUGAGUUUCUAUGUCAAUAUAGGCAUCAAAAUGAUCAAGAAACAUCAUUGGCUUCUGUAUGUGUUCUUAACUGGUUAAUAAAAGUUAUUGUUUUAGUUGAUAAGUUGAUUCAGCUCGCCGACACUAACACUGAGAUUACCAGUUCAUCUAUCGAUCACCAGAGGUUAGAAGAUGCCAAUAAAGUUCUUACUGAUGGCAUGUUAAAGAGUUCUAUAUCUGAGAUGACAACCUUACUGACAACUUUCAUGAAGUUGACUUCUUCUUCAGCUCAACUAAUGCAAUCUGUUGAGAUGUUUGGAAGAGGUGGUCCUGCUCCAGGUGUCGGUGUUGGCUGGGGGGCUGCCGCUGGCGGGUUUUGGUCUUUAAACAUUUUGAUGGCCCAAAUUGAUGCAAGAAUUGUCCUGCAGUUACUUGAGGUCUUUCUAUAUGAGCCUACUGAAAAUAAAGAAAACCCCACAAACGAAGAGAUAAAUACUAUAUUGGAGAGACUAACUAGUGCUUUUGGCUUAUGUCUACUUGUGGGACCCAGAGAUGAAACUAUAAUGGAGAAGAUAAUCGAUACCUUGCUACAACCUCAAAUUCUCAAGUUUCUUGAUUUUGGCAUUCGCCGUUCCCUUACAUUUGGGUGGCAAUAUACAGAAGAAGAGUACUUGAUUUUUAGUGAUAAUUUAAUUUCUCACUUCAAGAACCGAUGGUUGCAAGUAAAGAAGUCAAAGUCAAAAAUCAAAACUAGAGUUAAUCAACAUGCAACCUCCAAGAAGACCAAAGUUUCUCUUGACACCAUUGAAGAAGACAUGGACACAUCAAACACAAACAGUUCUUUGGUGGCGGAAUGGGCUCAUCAGAGGCUACCACUACCUGAUCAUUGGUUCCUCAGUCCAAUCUCAACUGUUGACUACACUAAAGUGGCCGGUCUUCCUGCCAAACCAAAUGUCCUCGAACUUACCAGAUGUGGGCUGUUCUUUAUUUUAGGUCUUGAAGCAAUGGGAAGUCAUGUUUCUUCUGCUACAUACUCCCUUGGCAGUGUGCCAGUUAUCUGGAAACUGCAUGCUUUAUCUGUAACUUUGUUUUCCGGAAUGGAAAUUCUUGAAGACGAGAAGACCAGGGAUACUUAUAGCAGUUUGCAGGAGAUCUAUGGGCAACUUCUUGACAAAAAAGUGUUAGAAGUUGGACGGGAUAAUAGUGUUGACCUUUUGAGGUUUGACAAGGAGAUACAUGACAGUUAUCCCACAUAUAUAGAAACUCUUGUGGAGAAUUUUGCUGGUGUAUCGUAUGGUGACUUGUUAUAUGGUAGGCAAAUUUCAGUAUAUUUACUUCGUUGUGUUGGAGCUCCAAUUCGACUUGCUGCUUGGAAUGCACUAUCAAAUGUUAGAGCUCUUGAGCUUUUGCCACCACUACAAAAAUGUUUAGCCCAGGAGGAAGGAUACCUAGAACCUUUGGAGGAUGAUGAAAUGAUUCUGGAAGCAUAUGUAAAAUCAUGGGUUUCUGGUGCUCUAGACAGAUCAGUAACUAGACAAUCUGUUGCGUUCUCACUGGUUAUUCACCAUUUAUCAUACUUCUUUUUUGGUAAUAAUGCUGGUGACAGAAAAUCAUUACAAAAUAAGCUGAUCAAAUCUAUCCUCCGAGAUUACUCACGAAAAUCAGAGCAUGAGGAUAUGAUGGUGAAACUCAUAAAAUAUAAGGCAACAACUUAUCAAGGACUAGAUCAAGCAGAAGAUUUGUCACUGCAGGGUCUAGAGAUAGCAAGGAGAUUUACAGUAUUGACUGAAGCAUGUGAAAGGAAUUCUACCCUUUUGAGUGUAGUAGAAAAGCUCAAGAGCGCUCUCCUAAAAACCGAAUAGUUAUGUUGUAGAGGCAACAAGCAACAUGUAACGCAUGACAUGUAAAAUAUGUUAUGGAAUCGUGAACGAUUAUGUUGAAUAUGGGAAACAUUAUGAUUUUGAAAGUAACGGCAAUUUUGGAAA